AAGACUUUUCAAAGAUGGAAGUCGUACGUGAGUGUUAGAAAAAGGGUGUGCUUUCAUUCUUAUCUCUUGCAACAGUAGCGAGUGUGAGCAUUUCUUGUCAGAUUCAAGCAAGGGAACACAUUCAUCUCUCUGGAGAGUCUCUUUGAAAUAAUGGAUGACCACUUGUUUCUUUCUCGCCAAUUCUCAAUUCUCUCUCUGCAUAUUAGUUAAAUCAGGAAGAAGACAAAUUGUGAGUGUUAGAAAAAGGGUGGGCUUUCAUUUUUAUUUCUUGCAACAGUAGUGAACGUGAGCAUUCUAUAGCAUAUUCUCUAGUCAGAUUCAAGCAAGGGAGCACUUUCAUCUCUCUGGAGGAUGUAGGGAUGAAAGUUCCUGAAAGUUCUUAAAACAAAAGACAUGCCUUUAGGAAUUAUUACGAAAUUUUUUACUCUUGUUGCAAAAUAUGGUGUUGAUCCGAAGUAGCGAUGUCGAGACCGAGCGCGCGUCUGGUUCUUCGGGGCUUCAUGAGGAUGCCGCUCGAUCCCACGGUGGGCGCCAAAAUGUUUCGGUUGAAAUUGGCCGAGGGUCGGUCGUCCUUCCUUUCUCUGCUCUCUUUUGAUAUUCAAUUCUCUCCGAGAACGCGAUCCAAUCCAAUGGGUUGUUGACCUGCAGAAGACACUCCAACGCUCAAGUCAGAUAUGUUUCAUAAAGAGGUUUAAGAAAGUUGUAUAUGUUGGAAUAAAUUGAUGGAGUGUCUCUUUGGUUUUGCAUCUUCUGUUUCAAGAGAUUUAGUGUGUGGAGCAUUAAAUCAAUUACGUUAUCCUUGUUGCUCUAAAAAUUUCGUCAAAAGGCUUGAAGAAGAAGAGAGCAAUUUGAUUAUAACGAAAGAUAGUGUCCAAAAAUUUGUUACGCACAACAAGAAACAAGCGAGAAAGCCCAGUGAAAUUGUGGACAAGUGGCUGGAAGAUGCUAUCAAUGAUGUACACAAUGUCAAUCAGUUGCUGGAAGAGGCAAGAACACAAAAACAUUGUUGCUUUGGGCACUGCCCAAAUUGGAUUUGGCGAUAUCAUGUUGGAAAAAAGUUAGCAAACAAAACUAUGCACCUCGAAAAGUUCAUUAAAGAGGGCAGAGAAUAUGUGCCAUUUGACCGCAUCGCUACGCUUCCUUCAAACACCCUUGAUAUUCUUUCAGAAAAAUGCAUGAAUUUUGAGAGUAGACAAUCUGCUUAUGAGCAACUACUUGAUGCAGUGAAAAAUAAUGAUGUUUCCAUGAUUGGGUUGUAUGGGAUGGGAGGUUGUGGUAAAACCACAUUAGCAAUGGAGGUUAGGAAAUUAGUAGAAGCAGAGCAUCUUUUUGACAAAGUUCUUUUUGUACCUGUUUCUAGUACCGUGGAAGUUCAGAGGAUUCAAGAAAAAAUAGCAAGUUCACUGCCAUUUGAAUUUCCAGAAACCGAAGAAAUGCAGAGAGCCCAAAGAUUGUGCUCAAGAUUAACUCAAGAGAAAAAUAUUUUUAUAAUUCUCGAUGAUGUGUGGCACAACCUUGACUUUGGUCGUAUUGGGAUUCCUUCAUCUGAACACCAUAAAGGAUGCAAGAUUCUCAUUACCAGUAGAUCAGAAGCAGUUUGUACUUUAAUGGACUGUCAACGAAAGAUUUACUUGCCAAUUUUAACGGAUGAAGAAGCAUGGACUCUUUUCCAAAAUAAAGCACUUAUAACAGAAGCCACCUCUGAUACCUUAAAGGAUCUGGGAAGAUUAAUUUCCAAUGAAUGUAAAGGAUUGCCGGUUGCCAUUGCAGCUGUUGCUUGUAGUUUGAAGGGAAAAGCUGAGACGGUAUGGAGGGUUGCAUUGAAUAAAUUGAGACAUUCUAAGCCAAUAAAUAUUGAAAGAGGUUUGACUGAUCCCUACAAGUGCCUGCAGUUGAGCUAUGAUAAUUUGGAUGAUAAAGAAGCUAAAUCACUUUUCCUGUUGUGCUCUGUGUUUCCUGAAGAUUCUGAAAUUAUAGUUGAACGUUUAGUAAGAUGUGCAAUAGGAUUAGGUGUAGUUGGAGAAGUUGACUCAUAUGAAGAGGCAAGGAAUGAAGUGAUUGCAGCUAAAAUUAAGCUUGUUAGUUGUUGUUUAUUGUUGGAUGCAGAUGAUGAACGUGUCAAAAUGCAUGACAUAGUUCGUGAUGUGGCCCACAUAAUAGCAAAAGAUGAGAAUAAGAUGAUCAAGUGUGAAGUGGAGAAAGAUGUUAGAGUGGAACAAAAUUCAGUUAGAUAUCUAUGGUGUGUGAAAUUUCCAAAUGAUUUGGAUUGCUCCAAUCUUGAAUUUUUAUGCUUACGGACAAAGAUGAAAGAAUUUGAUGGGAUUUUCAAAAGAAUGGGAAUGCUCAAAGUUUUGAUUCUUGUCAACGAUGAGUAUGGAAGAACACCAUUGUUAACAAUAUCUUUCGAAACAUUAACAAAUCUUCGUUAUCUAUUCAUUCUGAAUUAUGAAUUGAGCGACUUCUCAUUUUUAGGCGGUAUGAAGAAUCUUCAAAGUCUCUCGUUAUAUAAUUGUUUACUGCCUUCAUUUCCUGAAUUACAAACGGAUGUUGCGAUUACACUAAAAUUGUUAGACUUAAAUGGAUGUAACAUUAAAGUGAAGAAUUUUGAAGUGAUUAAAAGAAUCCCGCUUUUGGAAGAGUUGUACAUCAUUGAAAUUGAAGGAGAAUGGGAUGCUAACAGUGUAGACAAUAUUGAAUUCUUUAAGACGUUUAGCAUUCCCGAAACACUGCAAAGGUAUGGAAUUGUAUUAGGACCUUUUGGUUUUGAGGAUUUUGAUGGUAGAGAUAUUUACAUUCAUGGCAGAACUUUAUUACUUAACCAUUUUGACAUAUCAAAUGAGGUAAUAAAGGGUUUGGCAAAAAGAGCAAAGGAUCUAUUCGUGGCAACUAUUCAUGGAGGUGCAAAAAAUAUCAUCCCUGAUAUAUUUCAACUUGAAGGAGGAGGUUUGGAUGAGUUGAAUAAGUUGAAGAUACGUGAUUCUGAAGAGUUAGAAUGUUUGAUUGACACUCAUAGUCACUCGAGUGAGGUGGUAACUCUCUUCUCCAAGUUGCAUACGCUUGGAAUUGAGAACAUGAGAAAUCUAAGAGUUAUAUGGCAUUGUUUUCUUCCUGCCAAUGGGCCUUUUGAGAAGUUAGAGAAGCUGUAUUUAAGUGAUUGUCCACGUCUGACAUCUCUCUUCACGUAUGUUGUUGCUCGAAGUUUGAUAAAAUUGAAAAUAUUAGAAAUAUCAAGAUGUGAUGAACUGAAGUAUAUAUUAGCAGAUGAUGACAAAACGGAGGAAGGUGAAGAUGAAUUCACCACAGGGCAUCCUGUACAAAUUUUCCAAAAUCUGCAGGAUGUACAGAUAAAUAGCUGUCGAGAAUUAAAACAUAUAUUCCCAGCCAACAUUGUUGGAGGGUUAGGUCAAUUGAAAGUGCUCAUGAUAGAAGAAUGUGACAAGCUAGAUCAAAUAAUUGGAGAUAUUGUUCCAUCAACAGACCGUGAUAAAGUAAUAGAGGAAGGAACUCUAUCCAGCCUUACAAGUCUUAUGAUAGAACGUUGUGGGAAGUUAGGCUCAAUUUUUACAGCAUCUAUAGCUAAGAACUUGACUUCUUUGGAAGAAUUGUACAUACGAAGGUGCAAAAGUUUGAAGGAUAUAGUAACUCACGAAAGGGUCAAUAAAAAUCAAGAGGAAAGCAUUGUUGAGGAUGAGCAUGAUGUUCAGAGUGAUAUUUCAAUCUUCCAAAGUUUGAAAAACCUACGUAUCAUUGAUUGUGUGUUAUUGGAGGGUAUAUUCCCUGUUUCUUUUGUUGGAGAAUUGAAUGAUAUAACAAAUAAAGAGGUUGCUGAUUUGAAAGACUUCUCUAGUCGAAAUAAUACUCAAAUUGAGCUUCCUGCUUUACAAGUACUUGAACUUCAUCAUAUUCUUGUUGGUAGUUAUGAUGUGAUAUGUCCAUCUUUAAGAACACUAUCAUUGGAUAUUGGGAGAUAUGUUGGGUUUUUCAACAUAAAUUGUUCAAGCGAUGCUUCAGAAGCUACAAAAAGGGAUUGUAUUGCAAUCAAGAUAUCGAACUCAGAUUUUGAUCCGCCGGUUGAAAGUGUUGAAUGUCUUUCAAAACAACCACAUGGUUUGAACUUGAUUAUGACACACAAUUUUAGAAAGAUUGAACUGAAAGGCUUUGAUAAGGCAAAGUACCUUUUUAAACUCUCCAUUGCUUCAUCAUUGACGAUGUUGGAAAUUUUGACAAUUAACGAAUGUGAAGGGCUUGAGUACAUUAUAGACACUGAUGAUGAAUAUGGCAAAGAGAAUAUGAAAGCUAUCUUUCCUAACUUAAAAAAGCUCUCAGUGUAUAACUGUUUCCGAUUGAAAUAUAUGUUUGGGCAAUAUGACGUAGCUAAUAAGGAUUAUAAGGAGAUUCAUAUUCAAUUCUCAGCAUUGGAAAUACUCACUCUUCGGAAUCUACCAAACUUUGUUAGCAUUUGUUCUACCCAUAUUCUGACUGUGACGUGGCCAUCUUUGAAGGACUUUCAGUGUUACAGAUGUUUGUCUCCAUUUUAUGGUUCAAGAGAGCCUAUUAUCACAAGUACGAAGGAUCCGAAAGGGAUUCAGAACCAUCUCCUCACUUUGCAAACUCUACACAUAACGCUUUCUGAUGCAGAACGUAUUUUUUGUCUUAAUGAACAUGAAAUUGAAUUGGCCAACAAUUCACUUACUCUCCAACAUCUUACCACAUUAGAAAUAUGGCAUUGUGGAAAGUUGGAAGUAAUCUUUCCAAAGUCUGUGGUAAGAUGCUUACCAAAGUUGAAGCUUUUGACGAUUAAAGAAUGCAAAGAAUUAAGACAAAUCAUUGAAGAGGGUGUGGAGGAUAAAAAAUUGUCUAACCUUGUUUCUCCUCAACCAUGCUUCCCAAAACUAGAAGCAUUGCAUGUUGGUCAUUGUCACAAGUUGAAAAGAUUAUUCUCUGGAGCCAAUGACCUUCCCAAUCUUCAUCUUCUGGCCAUAAAUGGAGCCAAUGAACUAGAAGAGCUUGUUGGAUGUAAACAAGGAAAGAUUAAAGUUGAGCUUCCAAGACUCAAACUUUUAAUAUUUACGCAUAUGGAAAACUUCAGUCAAGAGAUUGAAUUGCAUAAUGUAAAGAAUUGCAUUGUCUACAAAUGUCCAAAACUCUCUUUGACUUCAACAACUACAUUUACGAAGCUCAUUUAUGAUUUUCCUCGCAAAGAUUUCGUAAACACUGAAGUUCGUAGUUGGGAAUUUGAAUUCAUAGUAAAAUCUAUAUACCGUUAUUCAACUAUUAAUGAUAGCAGUGAGUUCACUUCAUCACAGAAGAUUGAGGACGUAGGAAAUGAGAGCAUUAAAUCUUCAUCCACUGGAGUUGAAGGCAAGCCAGGAAUAGUGGCAAGCCAAGGAAUCCAAGUACAAGAAGGGUUGAACCUUUUGCAUAAACAAGAGGGAAUAUAUGUUGCUCCUAACAACAACAAUGACAUUUCUUCAGCUUCUGCAGAUAUCCGUACAAGAUUGGGAGCAUAUAAACAUUUUGUUGAUCUGGAUGAUGCACAGAUUUCUCUUCUGGUGGAGGCAAUAACAGCAUAUCCUCAUCUCUGGAAUGAUUCCAAGAUGUUUAGUGAGCGUUUUCAAGCUUUGAGGUUCAAAAUUUUGGCAGAUAUGUUGUCUUUCGUUCAGAAGGAAAGUGGCGAUAAUGUUAUUCCUCACAGAGAAAAAAGGUUCCAUAAACUAUGUGAAGAAGCUACUCAAAUUGGAUUUGAGAUUACAUGGGAAGAGAAAAUGCGUGAACGUGUUGUGGCGAGGGAUCCUAAGCUGGAAGAGGACAUUGCUAAGAGACAAAUAAAUGAGAAUUCUAAGAGUUUGUUACACAGGUGUAGUAGUUGGGACAUGGUACGAGAUUCCCAGGAUGCUGAACAAGGUAAUGGGCCUAAGAUUCGCUUGGAAGAAGGUUCUGACUUGGUUGAUAAAGAAGGUGAAAUAGGUGUUGUUGCUAAUGACCACAUUUUGGCUCCGAGAAAUGAAGAACCAGAGCAGGAAUUUGUUGCAGAAGCUUCCACUUCAGAAAUACCAAGAAUAGCAACAUCAUUAACAAACUCGCAAACAGUUGAAAAGCCAACACCUUCAAAUCCAUUGGUGGACACACAGCACACUAGUGAACCGUGUUUGAUGGAGCAGAAAAAACCACUUGGUGAAAUUCCAAAGAGUAUUGAGCAAGUUGCCGUAGAGGAAACCAUAGCAAAGAACACCAAUAUGGCAGCUUCAUCAAUUUUUUCCGAAUCCGCGACCUCUAAGUUGGAUCCAACAGUUACUUUACUAAGUAAAUCACAUCCACAUCAUGGUGAAACUAACAGCACCCAAACUGAGGCACGCAUUGCUAAAGAAAGUGAAGGCCAUCCUAAAAUCAUUCAAGACUUUGGGGCCAAUGAUAUCACGAGUUUAUUUGCACCAGUUGUUGUUGGGAAAAAGGGUGAAGAUAAGCUAGUUGGAAAGACCCUUGCUGAGUUAGAAAAGUAUCUGAAGAUGUCUUUGAAGGAUAUAGUUAGCUCUGAGACUAACAGCCUUUGCCUUUUGUCUGCUCUUAAUUUCCUUUCCAACCUUCCUUUCAAAGAUGUGAAUGUAUCAGAUGGACUCAAACAUAUUAUAGACACUAUGCACCGACACUUGCCAAGCAUUCUAUUCUCCUUUAAGCAAGGCUUUGCCACCACUGACAAGUUGGCAGAACUUGAAGCUCGUGCGAAUGAGGUGACCAUUAAAAAGAAGUUCUAUGAUGAAGUUCAACGGAAGGAAGUAGUUUUGCAGCAACAAAUCAUUAGGUUGAAGGAAGAAAUAAGAGUUUGUGAGGUUGCCUUAUCAUCUCUGGAGGAGGAAAAAAACAAAUGCAUUGCGGAAACUGUAGAAUACAAAACGGAGCUUGAAAAUGCGAGGAAAGACGAAUCUCAAAUGUUGGAGGUGGCUCAUAAAUGGUCAGUUCUGUGUAGUGAAUAUGAGCUCAAUCGCAUGGCUGCUACAAAUCGCUCGUGAGGGUUUUCGUUGUUCAUUAUUAUUAAGGUUAAUGUCUUAUGCUUUUUCUAGUGGUUUAUGCUUCAAUAAGGUAGCUUGGUCCUAAAUUAACUUAAUGUGCACCCAACCCAUCAGCCAGUACCACUCAUCAUAUAGUUUCGGUUUACUUUCCAAAUUUCGAUUGUUCUAUUUUGUUGUAUGUUUGGUAUCUUAUUUGUGUGUAAGAGGUUGUUCUUCGUGAAACAGACAAAACAAGUGUUGUGAUAAAUGAAAAAACUAUUUGUUCUUUUAUGUAA
Vigna angularis (adzuki bean) is the source of this 7282-nucleotide messenger RNA. RefSeq lists its product as uncharacterized. The record is from RefSeq and is a predicted model, not a curated record. The transcript is spliced from 15 exons. The coding region runs from base 723 to 7007 and encodes 2094 amino acids. Lineage: Eukaryota; Viridiplantae; Streptophyta; Magnoliopsida; Fabales; Fabaceae. Gene Ontology annotation, molecular function: ADP binding.